This is a messenger RNA of Podospora anserina S mat+, 6507 nucleotides long. RefSeq lists its product as uncharacterized. The transcript is spliced from 9 exons. NCBI's taxonomy places the organism in Eukaryota, Fungi, Ascomycota, Sordariomycetes, Sordariales, Podosporaceae. The record is from RefSeq and is a predicted model, not a curated record. Gene Ontology annotation, biological process: proteolysis. Gene Ontology annotation, molecular function: polygalacturonase activity; serine-type endopeptidase activity. Bases 1 to 6507 code for a protein of 2168 amino acids.
AUGGUUGACAACCAAAAGAACUAUUAUGGAGUAGCACCAGACAAGGGCAAACAAAAUGGCCCAGUCUGGAGAUACAGCGAGAGCUUUGCCAAAUACAUGUCCAACCUCCGAGCCAACAAAGUCAUUCGAGGUGGUUAUGGUAAAGGACUAACACCCGGAGCCGGGGACCGCCCUCAAAAUCACCUCAAUGGCACUCUAGGUUCAAAUAGCACCCUAUAUCUCAACAACACCCGGACUCUGUUGAGCCGUGGCUCGGCCCCACUUCACAAGCGGGCUUCCGAUUACUGGCUUACCACACUUGGUCCCUUGGGAAUACAACCGCAUGCUGGCGGAAGCAACUACAAGUUCUACCGUGAUGUUGUUGCUGAUUACGGUGCUGACAACACUGGUGAGAGCGAUGCUUCAGAGGCCAUAAAUGCCGCCGUAGAGGAUGGCAACCGCUGUGGGCUGGAGUGUGGCAACACUUUCACUCAGGGAGCCAUCAUCUACUUUCCCCCGGGCACGUACAAAAUCUGCAGCCCCGUUGUCCAGCUAUACUACUCACAGUUCAUUGGUGAUCCGCACGAUCCACCAACCAUCAAGGGAUGCAGGUCGUUCAAAGGAAUUGCCCUCUUCGAUGCUGAUCCGUAUAUUCCCGGAGGGGGCGGCCAAAACUGGUACAUCAACCAAAACCAAUUCUUCCGUCAGAUCCGGAACUUCAUCUUUGACCUGACGGAGAUGCCCAUCUCCACGGCCGACAAUGACCAGCCCCUGGUUCCCACUGGUAUUCAUUGGCAGGUGUCGCAGGCAACUUCGUUGGAGAACUUGGUCUUCAACAUGCCCAAAGCCACGGAUGAUGAAACGACAACUGCCGUGGGAAUCUUUACCGAGAACGGGUCUGGUGGUUUUGUUGCUGAUCUGACCUUCAAUGGAGGAGCUAUUGGUUGGCGUGCUGGGUCUCAGCAAUACACGGCACGCAACCUGAAGUUUAACGGCUGCCUGACAGCCGUUCAGAUGAUUUGGGAUUGGGGGUUUAACUGGCAAGGGAUUGAAGUCAAAGACAGCGCCAUUGCCUUCAACAUCAGCGGCCGUGGAGGAGCCACAGGACAAGGCAUUGGCUCCAUCUCGGUAAUCGAUUCCUCCAUUACCAACACUCCAAUCGGCAUCCUGACAAACUCCCACGAACAAUCCCCCAACAUCGUUCUCGAUAAUGUCAAGAUCUCCAACGUCGCCCAAGUCGUUCAAGUGGACAACGGUCCCUCCCUUCUCUCCGGCACAUCUGACACCGCAACCAUUGACCUCUGGGCCCACGGCCGUCGCUACAAUGGGGACAAGGGGUCAUCCGAGACCGGACCCGUGAAAGCCCCUUCUAAAGCCGCCGGGUUGUUGGGAGACGACAAGAAGCUGUUCACCAAGUCUCGCCCUCAAUACGCCGACUUUAGCCCCGAAAACUUCCUUGUUGCUACCAAAGAAGGCAUCAAGAACGAUGGCACCGGCGAUCAGACCCUCGCUAUCAACGCCUUCUUGCUCAAAGCCAAGGCCAACAGCCAGAUUGCCUAUUUCCCGGCAGGUAUUUACCAGGUGGGCGGGACAGUGUUUAUCCCCACGGGCAGCAGAGUGGUUGGUUCCAGUUGGUCGCAGAUACAAGGGAGCGGGUUUUACUUUGCUGAUAUGAACGCCCCGCGGGUGAUGGUUAGGGUUGGAAACAGGGGAGACUUGGGAACGAUGGAGAUUACGGACAUGCUGUUCACGGUCAAGGGGGCGACGGCGGGUGCAAUUUUGGUGGAAUGGAAUGUUGCUGGGGAUGAGCAAGGAGCUGCUGGCAUGUGGGAUUCGCAUGUGCGUGUGGGAGGCGGCAUAGGGACUGACCUUGACAUCGACAACUGUCCCAAGGGUGGUUUCAACGAUCAAUGCAUAUGCGCGUCUAUGCUCCUCCAUGUGACUGCACAGGCCUCGGGGUACUUUGAGAACGUCUGGGUUUGGGUAGCAGACAUGGUUGUCUAUGACUCUCCUGACAAGCUCAUCAACCAGAUCAGUCUUUAUGCCGCGAGAUGUACCUUGAUUGAGUCCCAAGAGCCGACAUGGUUCUAUGGCACUGGAUCAGAACACUGCGUCAUGUAUCAGUACCAGUUGAACAAGGCGAAGAACGUCUACCUCGGCCAUAUUCAAUCGGAGACGCCUUACUAUCAGCCCAACCCUGUGGCACCUUACCCAUUCGAUGGCGCGAGGCCCAUGGCGGCAGACCCGUCGUUUUUGGAAUGCACCACGGACAGCUGUAAAGCUGGCUGGGGUCUGCGCAUCAUUGACUCGGAGAACAUCACUAUUCACGGGUCUGGGUUGUACAGCUUCUUCCAGGACUACUAUCAGGACUGUCUCGAGACGUUUGACUGCCAGGACAAGAUUCUGGAAGUCAAAGGAUCGAAAAAUGUGGCCAUCUUCAACCUCUUCACUGUAGGGACGGUCAAUAUUGCCUCGGCGACACGAAUAUCUUUAGGAAUGAAUCUAACCAACGGUAAGUCAAAUUCGUCGGCUACCCAACAAGAAGGAAAUAUCAGCAGGCUAACAAGAGAUAGCGGUUUCACCACCGAGGUCAGUGUUUGGCUUCCCUUGGACGGCUCUGACAAUAUCAGUGUUGUAUAUGUCGGUCCGGAGAUCUGGGACAGACCAACGGCUGCCUGCUCGCCGCCUUGCGUUCUCGUAUUACCCACGAGCACCCUGGGCCAAGACACCACCAUAUCUCCGUCUGAAUACACCACAUCGCUGGAAUACGGUCGCCAGGGCUCUUCAACCGGCCCCGGGGGACAGGUUAUCACGACUUUUUAUACCACUACAACCACCAUUACUAUCACUGUACCGCCCAUUACCAUCCCGAAAAAUAGUGGCCUGCCUUACUCCAAUGUCAACGUCACGCGAGGGCAGGGCGGAGGCGGCUUCAUAGCGACCCCCAGAGUUGAGAUCCCGCCCAUUGGAGUUCCUCUCCCUGAUGGCAAUGGCGGCACCACCACCCGUCAAGUAUUCCUUCCGCCCUGGCCUGAUGUCAACCGCGGUCCGCCAGAGGACUGGGAGUAUGAUGGACCAUGGGGUAAUCCUAGCCCUAUCCCGAGUGGCGGCGUCGGCCAGGCUUUCCACACCCCGUGGUCGACGAUAGUAACGGCCUCCGCGGCUACGGUCACGACCUUGACAUUUCCGGCCAUUGUACACCCACAGACAUACCAGUGUCCUCCGUCAAGCGAGAUAUCCUUCAACACACCUCGCAUGACUCUCACGGUAGACUGUCCUACUCCGACAGAGUUCAAGUUUGGGUUCUCGUGCCCAACAACAAAGGUGGUGACGUUUCUGGGACCGUCUGCGGGUGUGUUUACAGUUGACUGCACUGUAUCAUCAGUUUGGGACUUUCCUCGAUUCCCGGAGCCAACACCUGGCCCUUCGGAAUCAACAACCAGUGACGAGCCUCUCCCAGUGUGGACUACGUGGCCGCCUGGAGAGAUCACGCCCGUGGAGAGAGAAGUCGAAGAGUCAGAGCCCGAGGAUGACGGUACUUUCACAUCUUGCAAGCUUUGGUUUUUCUUUUUCUGCAUUCGCUGGGAUAAUAUCAAGAUUGGGGGGUGGAAGUGGACGUUGCCGCCUGGUAUCUAUCCUCCAGGGCCUCCGCCGCCCUUCAUAAAGUUUCCCUUCAAGGUUGAAGGCACACUGCCGCCAUGGCCAGAAAUCACCAUUGGCCGUGACAGGAAACUUACAUACUCCAACGAACCUACGAGCUGCACCACCAAGUCGGCAUCGCUCUGCACUACAACAACCAUCUUCUCUGUGACCAAGAUUGCAGAAGACUCAACCCGGACAACAGCAACCGCCACCUCGCGACAGUGCGAGACGGUCAGGGGCUGCGAUGUGACGGACCAGAACACGAGGACUGUGUCGACUGCGAUAGAGUCGUGCACGCCAAAGCCGAGAGUAAAAGCCCGAGACGGCGAUGAUCCCAGUCUUUUGAACCCACGACAGAACGGCAACGGCAAUAGCUGCGGCAAGAAUGCCAUUGUGUAUCCCAAGGAUCCCAAGAGCGCGGGCGAUAUUCCGUCCUUGCUCAGCGCGUAUGCCGGAAAAUACGAGACGAUCGGCGUCCCGGAGUUGAACAUUGUCGGUUACUGGUGGGUGCCUCUGUUAGACGAGGAGACCAUGAAGAGGUUGAAGAGUUCACCCUUUGUGAACGACGCCUACUAUUACCAAGACUGGAACAAUGCUGGCAAUGGGCCAGACAGGUCAGGGAAUAUCAACGGUGAGAUGGCGCUACCCGCUCAUUCCGAGGGUAUUACUCACGAUGAUGACGGUUGGACGUCGCUCGCGUCUCCUCUGUUCAAAAGAGCCCGCACGACUACGGCCACGAAUUUUUGGGCGUCAUCUAUCGUGUCGCUCCCCAAAGGCUGGAACUGGCGAGAAGCGGGUACAGAUUCAUACGACUACAGCAAUCUUGCCAAUCCCUAUCUGUAUCAGUGGGAUGACCAAGGAGGAAGCACGGAACACACCAUCUACGUGACGGGCGAGGCGAGGGUGUGGACCGAUCAUCCCGAGUUCAAGGCAUCCGAGGGAUUUCAGGGUGAACUCGAUAUCGUGCUUCCAGGAGGCAAAUACGACGUCGAAAACGACAAGGCAGAUGCCUUUCAUGGCACCUGUGUCGCUGCAUAUGCCAUCGGAGCGAAGCUGGGUAUCUGCAAGAAGUGUCGAGGUGUUUGGUUCGAGACGAAGCUAUGGUCUACCGAUGACCCCUAUUUCAACCCGAACUUUGUACGCGAGCGCGGCAUUGCCCAUCUGAUGGCCGCGUUUCGAGAUAUUCAUCUCAGGGGAAACGCAAAGAAGGCAGUCAUCAACAUGUCGUGGUCGUACCCUCCGGGGAGGGCCAUUCCGGCCACCCUCCAAUCUACCCACUGGGUCUUGACCGAACUGGACAAAAUGGGUGUUGUGCUUGUGGCUUCAUCGGGUAACCACGCACACGAUGAGGGCAGGGAAAUCAGCCGGUUUCCAGCUCGCUUCGCCAGUUCAGACAAGAAAAGAAACCCUUACGGAGAGAUAAAGAACCUCAUUGUGGUCGGUGCCACUCAAAACAUCGGUAUCGAAUACACCAGGGGCCAGACAUCCAAUUACAUGACCACCUUCGCCCCGGGCGAAAACGUCCCAUGCACCAGCGACCCCAACGCCGCAGGCGACAAGUAUUCCAGAAAUAUGGCGUCUGGCACCUCAGCAGCAGCGCCUCAGGUUGCGGGUUUGGCGGCCUACUGGCGCUCUCUUCCGUCUAAGUGGCAGACGCAGCUCGAGGAGCCAGCCAAUGUCAAGAAACUGAUUCGGCUUUUCCACCGAAGAUAUGGCUUUUGGAACGCUCAGAGGGCAAAGAACUUUCCCAUCUUGGCUCAGAGUAAGCCGGUAAUCUGGAACGGCCAAGUCAAAGACAAGAACUGUCUCGUUGAUUAUGACACUCGCCAAACUUGGGACACCACCAAGGCCUGUCCAGACAUUCCUGACCGGCUCAGCACCCUCCCUGAGAACCCUGGUGAGUCGGUAAACUGCAACAAUCCGGCACCUCCACCCAACAGCAAAAGACAAGCCGGCAGCGGUGGUAGCUGUCCUUUUACCCCCGGCGGCUCCGGCGCAGAAAAGUCCAUUGACUACCAGCCCAAACCCACACCCUCCCCAACCUGCCAGUCCAACAACUGCGGCGGCAAGCUCUGUACCGGGUUCUUCUGCCGACCAAAGCCAUCCGGUAUCCCGCCCGAUUAUAUGGACCCCAAAGAUCCCAACGCCGGCAACCCCGUCCCUGUCACCCACAUCCCGGGUCCUAACAAACCGACCACCACCCGUGGCGGGGGUGGCACACCUACCCCUUCCCCGGAAUGUGACGACAAGUGCAAGCUUGACCGUGGCAACCCCUGCCGAUGCGGCGACACUGGUUGCGAUGAACAGUCUCCUGCGUGCUGCCACAAUGCCUCCUGUCCCAAGUGUGACUGUCCCAAGAACGGGGAUGGGUGCUCCAAGAACUCGCCAGCUUGUUGUGCGAGUGGGACUUGCCAGUGGCAGUAUACCGGUGGCGGAGGGGGCCUGGAGCCAAACCCAGUUGAUGAGCCCGACAGUGGCGCCAACAGAGUUGCUUCACCACCAUCGUCGACGGAGACGGUGACGGAGGAUCCCGAGCAUGUUGAUGCCGUGUAUGAGAUUUAUUCGGAGAGGGAUGCGAAGGGAGGGUUUGUGGUUAGUGGGUUUAGCGGGGAUGUUAACGGGACGGUUGUUGGGAUGGGCGGUGUGGAGCCGGAUUGGGUGAUGAGUGGGAAUGGGACAUCGGGAUUGGAGACGAGCUAUAAGGGGGUUGUGGCGUAUGGGAGACGGUGUGACUUUUUGGCGGGGAGUGUGAAUGGGUAUGAGGGAAUGGAGAGGCCAGGGAUGGUGGUUGGGGCGCUGACUUGUGAGGGGGUCGCGCCGGCUGUUUGUGUCAGGGGAGAGGGAGGAGGGGAAGUGAGGGAGGAGUUGGUUUGUAGGUGGGAGUAG